AAACAGGAGAAGAUGGAUCUGACUCAUUUGAAUUUGUCAGCAUUUCUUUUGCUAAAUCUGUAAUUUUGCGCCAGCCCCUAGUUCUUGCAUAUAGUUUAUCGAUUGAAGAAGGUUUAGUCACGGAAGGCUUUGCUACAAAGGGUCUAGUUUUAGAAGGCUUAAUUGCAGAAGGUUGGGUUAUAGGAGGUUGGGUUGCAAUAGGUUGGGUUGCAGGAGGUUGGGUUACAGGAGGUUGGGUUGCAAGAGGUUGGGUUGCAGGAGGUUGGGUUGCCGGAGGUUGGGUUGCAGGAAGUUGGGUUGCAGGAAGUUGGGUUGCAGGGGGUUGGAUUACAGAAAGUUGA
Messenger RNA from Racocetra fulgida, 341 nucleotides. Lineage: Eukaryota; Fungi; Glomeromycota; Glomeromycetes; Diversisporales; Gigasporaceae. The record is from the annotation of a GenBank genome assembly.